This is a messenger RNA of Syngnathus typhle (broad-nosed pipefish), 3455 nucleotides long. It is a transcript of the gene xpot, whose product is annotated as exportin, tRNA (nuclear export receptor for tRNAs). The transcript has 24 exons. Gene Ontology annotation, cellular component: nuclear matrix; nuclear pore; cytoplasm. The record is from RefSeq and is a predicted model, not a curated record. Gene Ontology annotation, biological process: tRNA re-export from nucleus. Gene Ontology annotation, molecular function: small GTPase binding; tRNA binding. NCBI's taxonomy places the organism in Eukaryota, Metazoa, Chordata, Actinopteri, Syngnathiformes, Syngnathidae. The coding region runs from base 259 to 3183 and encodes 974 amino acids.
UCUUCCGGGUCGGUUAUCCGGAAGUGAAGGAGCUCACACUUCACACGCCGCCGCGCGGCACUAGUCUGGAGAACCUGGUGGCACGCUACGGCAGCAGACGGACGGACGGCCGAUCGAAGAGCAGCGACGUGAGGGGGCAGCCUUUCUCGACUUGGCCGCCGCACGGGCAAAAGACGCAUGAAAUAAGAUGAGAGCAGGCGAGGCCCUCCGGCCACAGCAGACCAGCGCACGGGGGCAAGCAGGCUAACCCGCCCGCCCAUGGCUUGUCAGUCUGCCGCCGCCGCCGCCGCCAUGGACGAGCAGGCCCUGCUGGGGCUCAACCCCAAUGCUGACGCGCCCUACCGCCAGAGGGCUCUGGCGUACUUUGAGCAGCUCAAGGAGUCGCACGACGCCUGGGAGGUGUGUGCGCAGGCCCUCGCUAAAGGGCUCUACAGCGAUGACCACGUCAAGUUCUUUUGCUUCCAAGUUUUGGAGUAUCAGGUGAAGUUCAGACACGGCGGGCUGAGCGGCGGCCAGCGCCAGCUCAUCCGAGAGACGCUGAUGAAGUGGCUGCAACGUCAGCUGCUGAGCGCGCAGCCCGAGAAGAUCUUUGUGCGCAACAAAGCGGCGCAGGUGUUGGCGCUGACUUUUGUGGCCGAGUACCCGGCGCUGUGGCCCGACUUCUUCUUUGACAUCCUGGCGCUGGUGGGCCUGGAUCCCCGCGGCGUCGACAUCUACCUGCGCACGCUCAUGGCCGUCGACGGCGAGGUGGUCGACAGGGACGUCCUGCACGCGCCCGAGGAGACUCGGCGGAACACGUUGAUCAAGGACGCCAUGCGGGAGCAGUGCAUCCCCAACCUGGUGGAGUCCUGGUUCCAGAUCCUGCACACGUACCAGCGCAGCCACCCUGAGCUGACCUGCCAGUGCCUGGAAGUGGUGGGUGCCUACGUCUCCUGGAUCGACCUGGGCCUCAUCGCCAACCAACGGUUCGUGGACCUGCUGCUGAGCCACAUGUCGGUGGAGGAGCUGCGCGAGGAGGCCUGCGACUGCCUCCUGGAGAUCGUCAACAAGGGCAUGGACCCCGCCGACAAAACCAAGCUGGUGGAGUCGCUGGCGCAAGUGCUGCAGUCGGCCGGCUUCUUCUGCGUGGAGCAGGAGGAGGAGGACGUGGACUUCCUGGCCAAGUUCUCGCGUCUGGUCAACGGGAUGGGCCAGAGUCUGGUCCUGAGCUGGAGCAAGCUGGCCAAGGCGGGCAGCGCCGAUGAGGCCGGCGCCGCGCUGCGGGCCCUGGAGGCCAAGGUGGCGCUGGUGCUGCGCCUCCUGGCGCACCCCGACGACGACAUCUCCGCCAACGUGGUGGCCUUCUGCUACGAGUACCUGCAAGUCCUCAAGCAGCUGCCCGAGCUCAGCCACGGUCAGAAGAGCAACAUGGAGGCCAUCAUGCUGGCCGUGGUCAAGAAGUUGACGUAUGACGACGAGUACAACUUUGACAACGAGGGCGAGGACGAGGCCAUGUUUGUGGAGUACAGGAAACAGCUGAAGAUGCUCCUGGACCGCCUGGCCCAGGUGUCCCCCGAGCUGGUCCUGGACUCCGUUGGCCGUGUCUUUGCCGACACCAUGGGCAAGUGGCAGAGCGCCUCCUUCAAGGAGGUGGAGGUGGCCAUCCGGCUGCUGUACAUGCUGGGAGAGGCUCUGCCCGCCUCGCACGGGGCACACUUCUCGGGAGACGCCGUCAAGAGCGGAGCGCUGCAGGACAUGAUGGCCACGUUGGUCACGUGCGGCGUGAGCGACUACGGGCACACGUCGGUGACCCUGGAAUUCUUCGAGACGGUCGUCCGAUACGACAAAUUCUUCACGGUGGAGCCCCAGCACAUUCCUGGCGUCUUGAUGGCUUUUCUGGACCAGCGAGGACUGAGACACAACAGUCCCAAAGUCCGCAGUCGAGUAGCCUACCUUUUCUCGCGUUUCGUCAAAACACUCCACAAACACAUGACCUCGUUCAUCGAGGACAUCUUGACCCGGAUCCAGGACCUCCUGGAGCUGGCUCCUCCCGACAAGACCUUCCCGGCGCCGCUGACCAGCGACGACCAGCUCUUCAUCUUCGAGGCGGCGGGCGUGCUGAUCGUGAGCAGCGAGAGUCCGGCGGAGAGGAAGCGGGCGCUGAUGCGCAGCCUGCUGGCGCCGCUCGUGGACGCCUUCCGGUUGCUGCUGGACAAGCUCUCCCUGGAGACGGACGAGGAGACGCAGGCGGCCGUCGCCGACUGCCUCAGCCACGCCGUCGGCUUCGUCAGUCGCACCAGCAAGGCCUUCAGCAACAAGCAGACGGUGAAGCAGUGCGGCUGCACCGAAGUCUACCGGGACUGCCUGCACGCCUUCCUGCCGGCGCUGAGCUGCCCCGUCCAGCGGGAGGCGCUGCGCAGCUGCGUGCGCUCCUUCCUGCACCGCAUGAUCAUCUGCAUGGAGGAGGAGGUGCUGCCCUUCGUCCCCGCCGCCUCCGAGCACAUGCUCAAGGACUGCGAGGCCAAAGACCUGCAGGAGUUCAUCCCGCUCAUCAGCCAGAUCACCACCAAGUUCAAACGGCAGGUGUCCCCCUUUCUCCAGCAGGUCUUCAUGCCGCUAGUGCUGGCCAUCUUCGAGGCGCUGGGGCGGCCCGCCGACGCCAACGACCAGGCGGCCGCCCUGGAGAAGCAGAUGCUGCGCAGGAGCUACUUCUCCUUCGUCCACACGGUCGCCGGCAGCGGCAUGAGCGAGGUUCUGGCCAACCAGGGUGCGGAGAACGUCGAGCGGGUACUCUUCACUCUCAUCCAGGGAGCCGUGGACUUCCCUGACCCCAUCGCGCAGAAGACCUGCUUCGCCGUGCUCGCCAGGCUGGUGGAGCUCUGGGGGGGCAAGGCGGGCAUGACGGGCUUCCGGGACUUCACCUACAAACACAUUGUUCCCGCCUGCUUCUUGGCUCCUCUCAAGCCAACCUUUGACCUGUCAGACGCGCAGACCGUGCUGACCUUGGCCGAGGUCGCCGUGACGCUGAAGAUGGUCUUCGUCCAGCAGGGUCCUGAACUGUUGGAGUUCUUGCAGCGAGACUACCUCCCGUCGCUUCACGUUUGUCCGGACGUGGCGCAGGAGCUUUGUCACGUCCUGCAGCAGCCUGACGUCAAAGUCCUCAAGACCUACUUGAAGAUGUUCUUCCAGCGAAGCGGGCAGUAGCGGGCCGCCGGAGGAGUCGCCCUCCUGGACGCCGAGCGGGCGCUUUGCAGUUUGGUUUUCAUUGACCCCCCCCCAAAAGAGCUGACGCGUUUCUUUGUAUUUUUAUUUAAAGUGUCGUUGAAGCAGAUACGGUUCGGGCGCGUCGGCUCCGAGGAUGAAGCAGGGGCUGUAAAUAAGAUAAGAGGAACCGCUUUGUUUUCAUUUUUUGCGCUGAGUAAUCAGCUCCUUUCUGUUAGCACAAAUAGUAAAAAAAAAAAAAAAAUCGAAUCGCA